Messenger RNA from Indicator indicator, 2558 nucleotides. It is a transcript of the gene UNK, whose product is annotated as unk zinc finger. The record is from RefSeq and is a predicted model, not a curated record. Lineage: Eukaryota; Metazoa; Chordata; Aves; Piciformes; Indicatoridae. Gene Ontology annotation, biological process: cell morphogenesis involved in neuron differentiation. The transcript is spliced from 16 exons. Gene Ontology annotation, molecular function: metal ion binding; mRNA CDS binding. Bases 10 to 2442 code for a protein of 810 amino acids.
GGAAGAGGCAUGUCCAAGGGCCCGGUGGCGAGCGGCCCCGCCGCGGCCGGGCCGGCGAGCGCCGCCAGCGCGCUGCAGGCGCAGCCCGAGAAGCCGCAGCACUACACUUACCUGAAGGAGUUCCGCACGGAGCAGUGCCCGCUGUUCGUGCAGCACAAGUGCACCCAGCACCGGCCCUACACCUGCUUCCACUGGCACUUUGUCAACCAGCGCCGGCGCAGAUCCAUCCGCCGCCGGGACGGGACCUUUAACUACAGCCCUGACAUCUACUGUACCAAGUAUGACGAGACCACAGGAAUCUGCCCAGAAGGAGAUGAAUGUCCCUUCUUGCACAGAACUACUGGAGACACAGAGAGGAGGUAUCACUUGCGCUACUACAAAACUGGAAUCUGCAUUCAUGAGACAGACUCCAAGGGGAACUGCACGAAGAACGGAGUCCACUGUGCGUUUGCUCAUGGGCCCCAUGACCUACGCUCCCCGGUGUAUGACAUCAGGGAGCUUCAGGCAAUGGAGGCUUUGCAGAAUGGUCAACCUACGUCAGAAGGUGCCAUAGAGGGUCAGUCCGCAGUUGCUGCCAGCCAUGCUAUGAUAGAGAAAAUACUCAGUGAGGAGCCGAGGUGGCAAGACACAACGUAUGUGUUGGGAAAUUACAAGACAGAGCAGUGUAAGAAACCCCCCCGGCUCUGUCGCCAGGGUUAUGCCUGUCCCUACUACCACAAUAGCAAAGACCGAAGAAGAAGCCCAAGGAAACACAAAUACAGAUCUUCGCCAUGUCCCAGUGUGAAACACGGAGACGAGUGGGGAGAUCCCAGUAAGUGUGAAAAUGGAGACUCAUGCCAAUACUGCCACACUCGCACAGAGCAGCAGUUCCAUCCAGAGAUCUACAAAUCCACCAAAUGCAAUGAUAUGCAGCAGUCUGGCAGCUGUCCCAGAGGACCCUUCUGUGCCUUUGCACAUGUAGAACAGCCUGCACUCAGUGAAGACCUGCAGCAGUCCUCGGCUGUGUCUAGCCCCACACAGACAGGCCCUGUGAUGUACAUGCCAUCAGCAGCUGGUGAUUCUGUUCCAGUCAGCCCCUCCAGUCCACAUGCCCCAGACCUUAGCAAUAUUCUUUGUAGGAACAGCAGUCUCGGAAGCCCAUCUAAUAUAUGUGGGUCUCCUCCUGGUGCCAUUGGAAAGCCACACAGCUUGGAGACCAUUGGUUUUCCUCCAGACUCAGUAACAGCAACCGGCAGCUACAAGAAAGCACCGGGGUUUGAGCGAGAAGAUCAGGUGGGGGCCGAGUAUUUGAAGAGUUUCAAAUGCCAGCAAGCAAAAAUGAAGUCCCACUCACUGGAACACAGGAGCCAGGAGCAACCUUUGUUACAGCCCAAACAGGACAUACUGGGUAUUCUCCCAGUGGGGAGCCCACUGACAUCCAGCAUCUCCUCUAGUAUCACCUCCAGUCUGGCUGCAACGCCACCAAGCCCUGCCGGCACCAGCAGCAUACCAGGCAUGAAUGCCAAUGCCCUUCCUUUCUACCCAACCAGUGACACCGUUGAGUCUGUCAUAGAGUCUGCCUUGGAUGACCUGGACCUGAAUGAAUUCGGAGUGGCUGCCCUGGAGAAGACAUUUGACAGCAGCACAGUGCCCCACACGAGUGGCAUCAUGAUAGGUGGGAGUUUGCUGCAAAGUUCUGCUCCUGUAAAUAUCCCCGGCUCCCUUGGAAGCUCUGCCUCCUUUCACUCUGCCUCUCCUUCUCCACCGGUCAGCCUCUCAUCGCAUUUCCUUCAUCAGCCCCAGGGACACUUAAGCCAAUCAGAAAACACAUUCCUGGGGACAUCAGCUUCUCAUGGAUCAUUAGGUUUAAAUGGGAUGAACAGCAGCAUAUGGGAACACUUUGCUUCGGGGAGUUUUUCGCCCAGUACCUCACCUGCAUUUCUGUCAGGUCCAGGUGCUGCGGAGCUGGCACGGCUACGACAAGAGCUGGAUGAGGCCAACAGCACAAUAAAGCAGUGGGAAGAGUCUUGGAAGCAAGCCAAACAGGCUUGUGAUGCUUGGAAAAAGGAGGCAGAGGAAGCAAAUGAUCGCGCCAACACGGCUAACAUGGAAUGUGAACUGGCCCGGGAGCAGAGGGAAGCCUUGGAGCUGCAAGUGAAAAAACUGCAGGAGGAGCUGGAGAGAAUCCACACAGGCCAGGACCCUCAGUUUCUGCGCUCGUUCUCUGAGCUGGAAACGCUCUCACUCUCUUCACUUUACACCCUCCAGAAGCAGCUGCGGGCAAACCUGGAGAAAGUCGAUAAGGCAGUAUUUCAGAUGCAGUCAGUGAAAUGCCUUAAGUGUCAGGAGGAGAACCGGGUGGUGUUACCGUGCCAACACGCAGUGCUGUGUGAAAGCUGCGCCGAGGAGGGCGAGUGCCCCAUCUGCCAUCCCAACAGGCCCCCCCACUCUCUCCAGUCGUGACCUUCCAAGGACACUUCUUCUAAUCAUAUCCUAUAGAACUUUUUAACUUUAUACAGACCUACAUCUAUAUGUAUCUGUACAUACAUAUAUGUAUGUGUCUCUAGAGAUGUAUAUAC